CGGACGCUUAUUAGAAUCCUUCUGAAGUUGUGUUGUUUCACUACAAGAACAAAAUGCCUGCAAAAAAAUGUGUGUUAUUGAUGAUAAGUGUGUUCUGUCUACACAGCGGAGAAGCCGUGAAACGUGAAAAUGUUCUGACGCAGGCCGUCUUUUACCAGACACUGGAACCAUCAGGAGAAUACAUGUUUCAGUUUGACAAAGAUGAGAUCUUCUAUGUAGAUUUGGAUAAAAAGCAGACCGUGUGGAGGCUCCCACAGUUUGGUGAAGUGGCCGGCUUUGAGGCAGCUGCAGCUCUGCAGAAUAUGGCUGUGCUGAAACAUAAUCUUGAUUCUUAUAAGCAGCGGUCAAACUUCACAGAAGCAAAAAACGUUCCUCCUGAAGUUCAUGUAUUUCCUGAAAGCUCUGUGAUUGUGGGUGAGCCUAAUAUUCUGAUCUGUCUGGGUACCAAGUUCUUUCCACCUGUGAUCAAGAUGAGCUGGCAGAAGAACAGUGUGCCUGUGACAGAAGGAGUGUCAAUGACGGACUUCUACCCCACACCAGAUGGAUCAUUCAGCAAGUUCCUGUACUUAACUACCAUCCCACAGGAUGGAGAAGUGUACACCUGUUCUGUGGAACAUGCUGGAAAGACUACGAACACUUUCUGGCACCCUGAGGUAUCCAAGCCGAUUUCUGAGGCCACUGAGAACGUGAUCUGUGGUCUGGGUCUGCUUUUUGGCAUGUGUGGUGUCAUUGCUGCAAUUGUGCUGAUCUGUAAAGGAAUGAAGAGUAUGAAUCAAGGAAGAGGGCACUAACACUGCAGGUUUUGUCAUCACUCUUUAAUGCUUCUGAGCUGUUCUCAUAUUUAAAGUUUUCAAAAUGCUAAUUGAAAUGCUGGAUGAAGAAAUAAGCAUUAUAGGAGAUCAUCUGAUACUGAAGAGUCAUCACACUGCACUUUCUCUCAAUUCAAAGCUUUUAGUACCAUAACCUUUAUCCCAUGCUUUAAGAGAACAGAAAUAAAUGUACUAAACAUUUUACUAUCAGCAGUUCUAAAUGACAGCUUUUGUGAUUUCCCCCCUUGAAAAUAAAAGAGAAGAAAAGAAAAACAUUGA
This is a messenger RNA of Rana temporaria (common frog), 1088 nucleotides long. RefSeq names its product RLA class II histocompatibility antigen, DP alpha-1 chain-like. The record is from RefSeq and is a predicted model, not a curated record. Lineage: Eukaryota; Metazoa; Chordata; Amphibia; Anura; Ranidae. The coding region runs from base 54 to 791 and encodes 245 amino acids. Gene Ontology annotation, cellular component: membrane; MHC class II protein complex. Gene Ontology annotation, molecular function: MHC class II protein complex binding. The transcript is spliced from 5 exons. Gene Ontology annotation, biological process: peptide antigen assembly with MHC class II protein complex; antigen processing and presentation of exogenous peptide antigen via MHC class II; positive regulation of T cell activation.